Messenger RNA from Botrytis byssoidea, 1638 nucleotides. RefSeq lists its product as uncharacterized. Gene Ontology annotation, cellular component: nucleus; cytoplasm. NCBI's taxonomy places the organism in Eukaryota, Fungi, Ascomycota, Leotiomycetes, Helotiales, Sclerotiniaceae. Gene Ontology annotation, molecular function: protein serine/threonine phosphatase activity. The coding region runs from base 1 to 1638 and encodes 545 amino acids. The record is from RefSeq and is a predicted model, not a curated record. The transcript has 2 exons.
AUGGGAAAUCAACCCUCUAAAGGUUCGGGGUCUGCAACCCCGCGGAGAAGUGCAUCUCAAACGUCUCUUGAUAGAGGAUCGGAUAAUUUAUCAUCUUAUCCUUCAUUCAGCAAAGCAGAUACCAAGGAAUCCAACAAAUCGUUCAGAGGCGCCCUUCGAUCAAAAAUACCAGGCUCCAAGGACAGCCCCAGAAACUCGAUUGCUGGAAUAGGUAGCCUUAUAGACUCAAACGACAAGUCCGAUGCUGCUUCAAUGAAAUCCGGGAAAAGCGCUAUAUCAGGCAGGGCAUCAUCUGUGCCAGGCUCACCAACAUCACCUCAAGAUUCUUCGGAAGAUAUCCCCUCACCAACCGAUGAUCUCAAACCUCCUCCAUCGCCCGUUCAAUCCGCUUCGGUGAAGUCUGGACAUCAUGAUGUCAGUGCUGCACAACGUAGUGGUGAGGUAGAUCAUGUCUCCGACCAACCCCCUUCCGGCACAGUCAAUCCUUACGCAGUUGGCGGUCGCGCUGGGCAAUCUAUACUGGUCAGGAGAGCAAAUGAGAUUAAUCCUGUUGACACAGCUACCUUGCUAGCUGCUCCAAUGAAUGGAUCGAAUGAAACCGCACUCUCAACCUCAAACUCCGCACAAAUUUCUAUGGGUAGCUUGAAAGAUAAAGAUCUUGACGACUACAUUUCGCGACUCUUGGAUGCAGGAUACCAGGGCAAAAGCACAAAGGGAGUCUGUCUUAAAAGUGCGGAAAUUAACUCAAUUUGUCUUCGAGCGAGAGAGAUUCUAUUAGAGCAACCGCCGCUGAUUGAAUUGGAAGCCCCAGUUAAGGUUGUAGGUGAUAUACAUGGGCAAUACUCGGACCUCAUACGCAUGUUCGAAAUGUGUGGAUUCCCUCCCUCGUCAAACUUCUUAUUCUUGGGUGACUAUGUCGAUCGAGGAAAGCAGUCCCUUGAGACAAUUCUAUUGCUCUUGUGCUACAAAAUCAAAUAUCCCGAGAACUUCUUUUUGCUAAGAGGCAAUCACGAAUGCGCAAACGUUACUAGAGUCUAUGGAUUCUAUGAUGAGUGUAAACGAAGAGCUAAUGUCAAAGUGUGGAAGACGUUUGUAGAUGUCUUUAAUUGUCUACCUAUCGCCGCAAUUGUCGCAGGUAAAAUCUUUUGUGUUCAUGGCGGCUUAUCUCCCGCUCUUAGCCAUAUGGAUGAUAUCAGAAAUAUCGCUCGACCAACAGACGUCCCUGACUAUGGAUUACUUAAUGAUCUUUUGUGGUCUGAUCCUGCAGACCAGGAAGCAGAUUGGGAGCAGAGCGAGAGAGGCGUUAGUUACUCGUUUGGUAAGAAGGUCAUCCAGGAGUUUCUGUUGAGACAUGAUUUCGAUUUGGUCUGUCGGGCACAUAUGGUUGUUGAAGAUGGUUACGAGUUUUUCGAAGGUCGAGUCCUUGUUACGGUGUUCUCUGCGCCCAAUUAUUGUGGCGAAUUUGACAAUUAUGGCGCCGUUAUGAGUGUUUCGACAGAAUUACUUUGUAGCUUUGAACUAUUGAAGCCAUUGGACUCGAGCGCGUUGAAGAGCCAGAUGAAAAAGAGCCGCAACAAACGAAACAGUAUGGUCAACAGUCCUCCGCCGACCGGAACCUUUGCUCCGCAGAGCGUAUAA